Molecule: messenger RNA, 859 nt
Organism: Fulmarus glacialis (Northern fulmar)
Lineage: Eukaryota; Metazoa; Chordata; Aves; Procellariiformes; Procellariidae
Exons: 5
Source: RefSeq, a predicted model, not a curated record
AUGGAUGAAUUCAUUGCGGAAGCAUUCAAGCGUAGGUCAACUAGCCAAGAUGCCAGAUCAUCAAGGUAUGAUUUGAAACGGUUUCGGGAGAACAAGGAAGCUGGUCCAGGGGAGAUGGUAAGUUGCAGAAGAGAAGAGCAGCAGAAAGCAAAUCAAACUCCAAAAUCAGCAGAGCAAAGUCUGUAUGAAGCUGUGAAAGGCUGCAUUUCUGGUUACUACGGAGCAGAGGAACCAAAAGGGGGUGGGAGAAGGUUAAGAGAUGAGCCAAGCGCAGGAGAGCCUGCGGUCUCGGUGUUCAGAGGCUGUGUGCACUCCCCUGGCAACAUCAAGUCUUGGCUACUCCUUCCAUUUUGCCUCCUACCCCUGGCUGCUCAGGGGAAGGUCUAUGAGAGGUGUGAGCUGGCAGCAGCUGUGAAGCGUCUUGGACCGAAUAACUUGGGAACACAGCCUGGGACUCUAGCUGUAGUCAUCAGGAAGCUUUUCCCAGGAGCAGCCUGUCUCAUCACACCUCCCCAGUUCCUAACUGCGCCGCUUUUACUUGCUGCAGUUCCUUCCUCUGCCGGUCAUCUGCCUGCGGUGGCUGGGCAGCUGGAGCGGGGCAGGCAGGUGAAGCUGAGGAGCAAGCAGGAGUGGGAGCGCAGAGCAAGACAGGCGGCCGGGCAGAGGCACUGCUAUGGGACCCAGAGACAAGGAGUAGUGGGGCAGCGGCAACAGACUAUUGUUAAACCCAUUUCAUUUGGAGGGAAGCGCACAUGGGCUCUGAUCCCCGAAUCACGGAUCUCAGAGACCAGCAGCCAGUGGUGGUGCAAUGGUGGCAGGACCCCGAGGGCCAAGCACGUGUGCAACAUCCCCUGCUCAG